ACGCACCAAUCGUUUUACGAAACCUUGACCUUCAAGUGCUCACAAACCUCCGUCAGUGGAUAAUGCCACUGGGUCGUUGCCGCAGUCAUUGAGGAAAUCUGGAUAUGAGUUGCCGCUAUAUCCCUUCAUUAAUUCGGAAUGCGCCUCGCUUAAAGACCCGAGGGAUCGAAAUUUUGCGUGACCCACGGACAAAUAAGGUUAGACUUCACCAUAUUGAGUUUUCCCUCAGGGUUCCUCGUAUACUCUCCAUGAACGCCAACUUCUGGGGAUUCAUGGACUGUUGCCACCGAAUCCUCAGAAUCAAGAUGUUGAGGAGCAACGAGUUAUCUCAAACCUUUAUCAGCUGGAUGAUAAUCUUAGCCGUUACAUGAUGCUAAUGUCCCUCCAAGAUCUUAACGAAAAGCUGUUUUAUCGGACUAUCAGAACACAUUUAGAGUAUUGCUUACCACUUAUUUACACACCUACUAUUGGCUUGGCAUGUUUGAAUUUCGGUUUUGUUUUCAGAAGGCCUCGGUAAGUUGCUGUAUUUACCAUAUUUCUAGAGGUAUUUAUAUUACAAUUCAAGAUAGAGGGCAUAUUUUUACUUUACUAAAAAAUUGGCCUGCUGAUACAAUUAAGACUGUAGUCAUGACUGAUGGCGAACGUAUAUUGGGUUUCGGAGAUAUGGGCGCUAAUGGAAUGGCUAUUCCUCUAAGCAAGGCUGUUCUGUACACUGCCUUAGGAGGCUUACAACCUUAUCAUUGCCUACCUGUGAUGUUGGAUGUUGGUACGAACAAUGAAAAGCUUCUGGAGGAUGAGUUUUAUGUUGGUCUUCGUCGGAAACGGGCCACCGGAGAAGAGUAUAUUUCUUUCAUGGAUGAAGUUGUGGAGUCAUUGUCUGCGCAUUAUGGACCAAAUGUUUGUCUGCAUUUUGCAGACUUCAAGAAUUCAAAUGCUUUUCAACUUUUAGAGAGAUAUCGUUCUAACUACAUAACAUUCAAUGAUGAUAUACAAGGUUCUGCUGUGGUUAUUGUAUCAGGUCUAAUGACUGCAUCCAGAGUGACACAAAAGAAAAUAUCUCAGAACAGUUAUCUCUUUUAUGGUGGUGGGGGAGCUUCUAUCGGUAUAGCACGUUUGUUAGUACAAGCAAUUAUGGAGGAAGGUUUCUCUGAAGAUGAAGCUAAAUCACGUAUUUUUAUAAUGGAUUCUAAAGGUUUAAUUGUCACAAGUCAUGAACUUAGUGCAGCAAAAUCAGAAUUCGCUCGUUCUGAUUAUCCUAAAAUAGAUUCGCUUUUGGAAGCUAUUCGAUUAAUUCGACCUUCUGUUUUAAUUGGUGCUUCUGGACAAAGUGGAGCAUUCACGCGUGAUAUUCUUCGUGAACUGUCAACAAUCCAUAAGACUCCUAUCAUAUUUGUCCUAAGCAAUCAAUCAAAUCUCGGCGAAUGCACUUCCCAGAUGGCUUAUAAGGCUACAGAAUGGAGAUGUAUAUUUGUCAGUGGUUCUUCUUCAGAACCUGUUCGAACACCAGAUGAUCGUUUAUUAAAACCGAGUCAAGGAAACAACUGCUAUGUUUUUCCAAGUUUGGUUAACGCAUUAUCAUUGGCUGUCAUUCGUCCGCUAACUUAUAAAUUGCUAUUGACUGCAGCAAAGUCAUUCAAGAGUCAGUCAGGGAUUCGGUGAAGAAAUCUCUUUUCAUCGAUUUUAUUCUCAAAGCUAUAUGAAACUAUCUGAAUUAGUUACAGACGAUGAUAUAUGUCAAGGUAGUAUGUAUCCAUCAAUUGCUAGAUUGCCAACAAUUACAAAAGAAGUCUCUUGCGCUAUUAUGGAACAAGCAUACAAGGAUAAAAUUGCAUUUUUUACUCCGGAACCAUAUAAUAAAAUGGAAUUUAUUGAAUCUUACUAUUAUGAUCAUAGAUAUAUUAAUUUUACACCCGACCAAUAUGUUUGGUAGCCAUUUUGGCGCAUUUCUAUUCCCUGUUUCCUCUAUCUAUCUUUUUGAGUAGAACUCAAUUUUAUCUUCAAACUGGUAAGAAUGAUUUCAACAUAUGUAUUAAUAGUGUUUGGCUACUGCUUAUCAUCUGUUCAUCUUAAAGUUUUGAUUUGAAUAUCGAUGUUCGUUGUAUUCAUACAUUUCUUCUGUAAAAUGAUUGUUCUGUUAAACGGUUUGUACCAACUGUGGAAAAUGUUUUUCAGUAAAUAACUAUACCUUUCAACUGUGGUGAUUAAAAAA
This is a messenger RNA of Schistosoma haematobium, 2209 nucleotides long. Its product is annotated as NADP-dependent malic enzyme, variant 2. The record is from RefSeq and is a predicted model, not a curated record. Gene Ontology annotation, biological process: pyruvate metabolic process; malate metabolic process. Gene Ontology annotation, molecular function: malate dehydrogenase (decarboxylating) (NADP+) activity; malate dehydrogenase (decarboxylating) (NAD+) activity; NAD binding. The transcript has 13 exons. Lineage: Eukaryota; Metazoa; Platyhelminthes; Trematoda; Strigeidida; Schistosomatidae. The coding region runs from base 478 to 1659 and encodes 393 amino acids. Gene Ontology annotation, cellular component: mitochondrion.